CGAUCAGAUUGAAACUUAGUUAUUCAAAAUUAUUUAUGUAGCUCGCUCGUUAUGAGCGAACCCAUCUCGAGCCGUGGGCUACGGUUCCUUUACAACAGUGUUCUCUUGACAACAUCCUGUUUGGCAGCCCUCAAUCUGGGCCUGGAGAAGCAGCCCUUCGCCAUGGGCGCCUGUGCGGUGGGCGGAGUCGCUGCUGUGGUGGGCCUACUGCGAGUCGCUUUUGGCCCUGCAGGUGGAAGUGCGAGCCAGCGGCAGCGGGGAAGCGAGCCUGAACUGCUCAUGGUGAAAAAUGUUACCCAAGGCAUGUUGGAGCUCGUGCCCCUGCCACUGGUGAACAUGGAGCUGUAUGCGCAUUCGCUUGGCGUGGGCCCAGUUGUCUUGGCGCAUGGCAUUUUCGUGGUGCCUCUGCUGCUCGAUUUGUAUUGUUCGAUGGUGAAUCAUCGCAAGGAUUGUGAGUGGACUGAGUCGGCACGAAAUCUCUCCAUGCUGGGAAAUAUCGUAUCACUCGGGUUUCUAUCUGUCAGGGAGAAAAACUUCAUUUACAUGCGCAUGACCUUGACCAUGCUUGUGAUCAGGUUUUAUCCGGUGAUCAUGGAUACCACGAAUGAGGAAACGGGCGAAGAUUUGAUUGUCUGCGGCACAGCUUUCUUCUUCUAUAUGUUCGGCAAGGUGGCUCAGCAAUGGGCGGAAGAAUAAAAUUGAUCUUCAAUCAUCAGCAAGCCACAUUGAUUUCACACUAUUCCCAAUUUCCCAGAGUCGGAAAUGUAUGUUGCUCAAUGGCUGUAGGCUGCUCUUCCUGGAUUCCACCUCAUACUUGGCAAUUUGGCUCAAAUUUUGGAGAGCGAAUACCUUUCCAUAUACCAAUUAAAUUCUAUCAAUCAGUCUAUGACUUGCAC
This is a messenger RNA of Drosophila hydei, 896 nucleotides long. RefSeq lists its product as uncharacterized. The record is from RefSeq and is a predicted model, not a curated record. NCBI's taxonomy places the organism in Eukaryota, Metazoa, Arthropoda, Insecta, Diptera, Drosophilidae. Bases 52 to 696 code for a protein of 214 amino acids. The transcript has a single exon.